UUCUUCCUCCCUAUUUCAACGCUUGUCGCCCUCUUUCCUUUCGAUUUUCGGCCUGAUUUCAAGCUUCUUGAACUCAAAACUAAAGAAACCAUCAUGGACCGCUUUUGGACAUUUCUCACUUAUAUCCAUUCUUUCUCCGGGCCUGCAAUCAUGUUGCUCUAUCCCUUGUAUGCAUCAGUUCAAGCGAUUGAGACUGAAGACAAGCUUGAUGAUGAACAGUGGUUAGCAUAUUGGAUUUUGUACUCUUUCCUGACACUCAUGGAUAUGGUUUUGGAGCCAAUCUUGAGAUGGGUACCAAUUUGGUAUGAGAUGAAGGUAUUGUUAGUGGCUUGGUUGGUAUUACCACAAUUUAGGGGAGCAGCUUUCAUUUAUGACAAGUUUGUGAGGAAACAAUUAAGAAAAUAUGGGGUUUUAAGCGAAUCUUCUUCUAGUUCUUCAUCAUCAUCACCACUAUCCAAGAGCAAGAGCAAGAGCAAGAACAAAUAUUUAGGCCUUGUUACUUCAAAAAAGGGGGAGCAGGAGGAGUAAUGAGAGCUUGGAGAUCAGUUAGUUUCGAAUGUGGAAGGGAAUGGUAAACUUGCACUUUGGGUAGCUCAAUUUGUGGAUAGGCUGUGGUUAAUGAUUUGGCAGCAUGGGAGAGGUCCAGGAACGGCGAGUUUGCCAAAGCAAAAUGGUUUGCUAAAGUGCGGACAGGUCAAUUUUGUGAGACGUGGGAAGUUUCUUGGAUGGUGCGGCUCAAAACAAUAUUGGGUGGCAAUAUAAUAGUAUAAUACUGAGGCUAAUUAGCUCCUACAUCCCUAGGUUGCCCUACUUCGCAAGUUAUAAAUUGCCACUUGUCGUUAGUGCUUAACGUUUGUUUCGUUCGCCAUAAAAUCUACAUAAUAAUUUAUAGAGUGUUGCUACA
Molecule: messenger RNA, 904 nt
Organism: Asparagus officinalis (garden asparagus)
Lineage: Eukaryota; Viridiplantae; Streptophyta; Magnoliopsida; Asparagales; Asparagaceae
Product: HVA22-like protein e
Exons: 6
Coding region: 94-528 (144 amino acids)
Source: RefSeq, a predicted model, not a curated record